Molecule: messenger RNA, 213 nt
Organism: Colletotrichum paranaense
Lineage: Eukaryota; Fungi; Ascomycota; Sordariomycetes; Glomerellales; Glomerellaceae
Exons: 1
Coding region: 1-213 (70 amino acids)
Source: RefSeq, a predicted model, not a curated record
AUGAUGUACCAGAGGCUGCCUCGGAUGCUGACCUAUAUCGCCAGCCUUACUGCAGCAGCCAUGUUAUCCCAAGACAAUCAGCUCUGGGAGAUCUCGGGAGUCGGGAGAUGCAGUAGGGGACGCGACGGUGCUGUGUUUCUCUCGCGCCGGACCGUUCCUCAUGCACAUGCAGACGGCGGUUGCUUACGGACGGGGACCCCCUGCCGUUAUUGA